AUGAUACUCAUCGUCGUCGAUUUCAACCUUCAUGGGAAAGAUCCAAACUCCCCACAUAAAAUUGUUGUGAAAUGUUGCGAGAAUUUAAAGAAUUAUUCACGACAUAUUGACAAGCUAAUUGAGAAACAAACGUCAAAAGAAUUAGAGAAUAAUCGGUUGCGGCUUAAAAUCUCAAUAGAGUGUGCUCGAUGGCUAGCAUUCCAAGCUUGUGCUUUUAGAGGUCAUGAUGAAAGCCUUGAUUCAAAAAAUAGAGGUAAUUUUAUUGAAUUGAUAAAAUUCACAUCAAUUUUCAAUGAUAAAGUAACUAGUGUUGUCUUGGAAAAUGCUCCAAGAAAUGCCAAAUAUACAUCACCCACAAUUAAAAAGGAGAUUUUGCAUAUUCUUGCUAGUAAUGUGCGAAAUGCUAUUCAUGAAAAAAUUGGGGAUGCAAAAUUUUGCAUUCUUGUUGAUGAAGCCUGGGAUGAGUCGAAGAGAGAGCAAAUGGCCAUCAUUUUGAGGUUUGUUGAUAAAGAAGGUUUCAUUAAAAAGUGUUUCUUUCAUGUUGUGCAUGUUAGAGACACUACUGCAUUGACUUUAAAAAAUGAGAUAUGUGCUGUCCUUUCUCAUUACAACCUCCACAUUGAAAAUAUUCGAGGUCAAGGAUAUGAUGGGGCUAGUAUCAUGCGUGGUGAAUGGAAUGGAUUACAAGCUCUUUUUCUUAAAGAUUGCCCAUAUGCUUAUUAUGUAUAUUGUAUGGCUCAUAGGUUGCAAUUAGCUCUAGUUACAGCAUCAAGAGAAGUAAAAGAUGUUCAUCAGUUCUUUGAUCAUUUGGUUAAUAUUAUCAAUAUUAUUGUUGGUUCUAGUAAGCGUAAUGAUGAACUGCAACAUGCUCAAGCAGAACAAGUUGAGAAUAUGAUUGCUUCUAAUGAAAUUGAGACUGGAAGAGGUGCAAAUCAGAUUGGUACGUUGCAACGAGCUGGAGAUACUAGGUGGGGAUAUCAUUUUCAAUCUAUUUGUAGUUUGAUUAAAAUGUUUGAUGCUACUUGCAAAGUUAUCAACACUAUCUCUGAGGAAGGGGCUAACUAUAAACAAUGCGAUGAUGCCAAAGGAGCUUAUCAGGUAUUAACAUCAUUUGAAUUUAUUUUAAUCUUGCAUUUGAUGAAAGAGAUAAUGGGAAUUACUAAUGUUCUUUGUCAGGCUUUGCAACAACAUUCUCAAGACCUUUUAAAUGCCAUGCAUUUAGUUUCAACUACAAAAUUACUUAUUCAAAAGUUGAGAGAUGAUGGAUGGGAGCCUUUACUUGCUAGUGUUAUAUCAUUUUGUGAGCAACAUGAAAUUGAUAUUCCUGAUAUGAAUGCUCGUUACACUAAAAGUCGAGGUAGAUAUCGUCGUCAAGAUGAAGAUUUAACAAUGGAACAUCAUUUUAGAAUUGGCAUAUUUACUGUUGCAAUAGACUUUCAAUUGCAAGAAUUGAAAAGCAGAUUUUGUGAGCUAACAACGGAACUUGUCAUUCUUAGUUCAGCUUUAAAUCCCAAGGAUGCUUUUAGAUUAUUCAAAAUUGUUGAUAUAUACAAUUUGGUUAAGAAAUAUUAUCCUUAA
Messenger RNA from Quercus robur (English oak), 1578 nucleotides. RefSeq lists its product as uncharacterized. The transcript has 2 exons. NCBI's taxonomy places the organism in Eukaryota, Viridiplantae, Streptophyta, Magnoliopsida, Fagales, Fagaceae. The coding region runs from base 1 to 1578 and encodes 525 amino acids. The record is from RefSeq and is a predicted model, not a curated record.